UUUUCAACGAGGAAUUCGAAUCCGAUGCCUUUUUUUUCGCCAGACCCCUUGGGGGUGGUACCAAAAUCAAAUUUUGUAAAAAUGAAAAAAAAUCGAGUGAUAUGUCAAAAUAUAGGUUUUUUGGGUCGAAAAACACGAAUCUGAGGUACUUUUUUUCUUCAGUCCCCUCGAGGGCCUUGGGGAGGUGCUAUCGAAAUCAAAUUUUGUAGAAAUAGAAAAAAAUCGAGUGAUACGUCAAAAUGUAGGUUUUUUGGGUCGAGAAACACGAAUCUGAAGCUCUUUUUCUCAUUCAGCCCCUAGGGGAGGUGCUACCGGAAUCAAAUUUUGAAAAAAUCAAAAAAAUUUGAGUACCUAGUUUAUCAAAAUCUAGAUUUUUUGGUGGAGGGGAUUUAUUAGUCAGUUUUUCAAUCAUUCGACCCGAUAUCGUCGGUUAUUUUAUAUCAUAACUUGAAAAAUCGCACCUAAUCACAGAGUAACUAUAACCAUACCCCUAAAUGCAUCGGAUUCGAAUUCCUCGUUGAAAAUUACUACGAAAUUACUACUUUCAACUCUUGAUAUGGUCAUUGGUCAUAGUUUUGUUGUAAAACGCCAUGCGCGCCUUUUUUUGCCAUUCGAGUCACUGUGCGCAGGGAAACCCAAUAAAAUUCCUGAUAAAAUGAAAACUCAUAAUGCAGUCAUACGAAAAAUCGGUACUAAUGGACUUCUGGGGUCCCAAAACGGAUCUUUCGAAUUCAAGUGGUUCCAUCCCCAAUCUCGGGAUCAUGGUAAAUGGUAAUCCAUAUCUUUUAAGGAAGAAAUAUAAUUCAAUGUUCAUUUUUCUUGUAAGCCGUUUCUUUAAAUCGAGAGUACAAAAUAACGUACCCCUAUUCCUUAAUAUGGUAUAGGUCAAAUUUUUCAGAAUUCUUGAGUGCGAAUGCAAUGGAGAAAUAUCAUUUUUCAAUUUAUCCGCCUGAUUUUUAAUGCUUAAGAAGAUGGAAAUAUUUGUUUCCACAGUAUCUCCAAAAAGCCCUUUUUGAACAAACAAGCUAGCAAGAGUUCCAAAUUUGCACCAAUCGUUUCUACUUUUCAAAUUGACCCCACUCAAACUUUACAGUAGGUAUUCUUAUUUUUUUUAUGAUUACAACUCGUCAAUUUCGAUCAAGCUGAAAGUUUUCUCGCUGAAAGAGUAUAUCAUCCAGACCUCACAACUAGGUACCUACAUUUUUAGCUGCUGAAGUUGAUUUUUUGAUUUUUGGUGAAUUUUUGAAAUAUGACGGAAACAGCCUAUUUGGAUAGGAUUAAUUUUCUACAAAAAAGCGAACGUAGAGAUAAAAAUACAUACGAAACUUUUAAAAUUUUGAAUCCUCAAAGUGAUGUUCUCCAUUAUUCACUUUCAUUUCAGACAUGUCCAUGGUACGAGGACGGAUGUAACACAAAAUGGGUCGCAUGAAUUGAAAGUAGGUACGUACGUACUCGUUACUUCAACUAUCCUUGAACCAACGCAAAAAUGAAUUGCUUCAAAAAAUUGUUAAUUUUUCUAUCAUCGUCCAUGCUAUGUGUUGGAGUCUCAUGCUACAGAAAUAAUCAAAGUCCAGCUCAACCAAAGGCUGUUACAAAGAACAGUUUAGCAGCUGGUGGAAAUUAUUCUCAAGCUCGUGAAAAUAAAAAUUGGACCAUAUCACUCUCAACCGAAUACCAGGAUAUAUUUGAUGUGAAAUCUAUAAACAGAUUCACUUCAGGGAACUAUAGUUACGAGUACUUUGUAACCACUGAACGAAAAUCGGCAACACCAGGAUCUCCAUACAUUUCAAAAAUAAAAAGGGCAUGUUAUAUUCCCGGUAUCUCCACUGUAGAUGAAUACUCUGAGAUUGUAGUCGAAUGCGGCGGUAUGAAUGGAACAUAUAAUUUAGUUCAAGCUGUUCAUCUAGGAAAACCUGGGUUGAAGUUGAUUAAAUCAUUGAAGAUUAGACCUGAAGACGAAGUAUUAUUCGCAACUUUUUCCAAAAGCAAAACAAAAAAUUCCAAUGAAUCUAGUGCUGAUAGUGCCAUAUGUAUUUAUUCAUUAGACGCGAUAAACGGAAAAUUUACAGAAAAAAUUCGAAAUUGUUUCGAUAGAGUGGGAAAUUCUGAGUUGGAUUUUGUAUUGCGCGAAAAUAAAUGUGUUGGAACAAUUUCAACAACUAAUGUUGAUAAAGAGUGCAUCCGAGGGGUAAAAAAUGUGUCAGUUGAUGGAAAUGAGCGUAUUAUAAGUUCUCCUCUUUCCACAUUCACUGCACUUCCGACAGAUAUCAUAAGUGCCAGAAAUGAAAGCAACACCGUUAUAUUUAUAGGUACAAGUGAUGGAUAUUUGAAAACAUUUAUAACAAAUGAUACAAAAUCUCUUAUCUACUUGUAUGUUAUAAAUUGGAAUAUUGAGAAAAAUUCUCCAAUAUAUUUUAAUGCACAGCUCUCUUCAGACGAAUCAAUUGUAUUCAAGAAAACUAUAAAAGGUCUUAAGAAAAUCGAAGUACCUGAAAUACCCUGCAGAAUAUUCACAACUUAUGAUAGUUGCUUGCAGUCUGAUAUUAAAUCGUGUGGCUGGUGCGUAUUACUCAAUCUUUGCACAAAGAAAUUUGAAUGCGAGCCAAAUCAGAAGGAUGGGAUAUGGCUUGACUAUGAUUUUCGAAAGGAUGCCAAAAUUAUUUAUAUUAAUUCAAGGUCAUUUGAAAGAUUUUCCAAUGAACGUAUAGAAAUGACUAUAGAAAAUAUCACUUCAAUUAGCAAGCAAUUCAACUGCAGUUUUGAAAUUGGGAAUGAAAUAUAUACCACAUCUCUCGCAUUGCAUCAAUCGACUGCCUCUUGUCCCACACCUUCAGCUAAUAAAAUUUCAACAAUACCACUCGAUUAUGAUCAUUUCAACGCCACUUUACGAAUCAAAACUAAUUACAUCCCGAAUAUUGCAAGCAUAAAUAUAACAUUUUUUGAUUGUAGAACUUAUGAAACUUGUGAUAAAUGUGUUUCCUCGUCCACAAAACUCAAAUGUGAUUGGUACAUUACAAGUAAAACGUGUAGGCCUGGAUAUCAAAUAGCAUUGGGGAACAAAAAUGGAAAUGUUGUGACCGGCAACAAUUCAAAUUGUCCUAGAGUGAGAACAUUCCUCAAACCUACAGUUCACACUCGAAGCUGCAAUGAAUGCAAUACCUAUGAUAAAUGCUUAUCAUGCAAUCUGCCCCAUUGUGGAUGGUGUCUUACGGCAAAUAAAUGCUCUUUGAGUAAUGAGUGUUCAAGUACAAUGCAGGUACGAGUACCAUGGAUUAAGCACAAAAUACAAUCGUUAUUUUUAAUCAAUAUUGAGCAAACAAAUUUCUCAAUCAGUAUACUGCAUCACAAAUACGUACACAAUGAAAGAUCAAAACUUUUACAGCUAUCCCUGCGCGUUCCAGAGUUGGACUUUUCAAAAUAUGAAUUUUAUUGCAAACUUACUUUCGAAACUCUGAAUUUAUCUGUCAUCACAAACACUACUGUCAGUAAAAAGACAAACACAAAUUACACAGUUAUGUGUGAGACUCCCAUCCUGGACAAAAAACUUUCAAUACCACCCUUCAACCAUUUUAUAAAAGCAAAUUUGACAAUCAAAUUAGGUAAUAUUACUGAUAUUUACAACACAUCCAUCUUAUUUUUUGACUGCAACUCAUAUGAUUCAUAUGAAACAUGCGUAUUUUCAAACUUCGAAUGUCAGUGGUGCCCAAAUGAAACAAUAUGCACAUUUAAUGCCAUCAAUCCGUGUAAAAUCAAUACCAAUAUGUGUCUCAAUUCACUACGCCCAUCAAUUUCAUCCUUCAAGCCUGUAGAGGGCCCAUGUGAAGGUGGCACCAAUCUCACAAUUCUUGGUGAAAAUCUUGGGUGUACUUUUGAAGACAUUUCUCGCAGUAUUAUCAAUGUUGCAGCUAUACCCUGCAUUCCUCUCAUAGAAAAGUAUAUACCUAUGAAGAUGAUAGUAUGCAACAUCAAUAGAUCAAAUUUGCAUGAAAAUCUCGAAGGACCAGUUGAACUGAUGUUGAAUGGAAUCCUUCUUAAAUCACAUCAAAAUUUUAAGUUUGUAAACUCAAAAAUCAACGACGUUUCUCCAAACCAAGGAUUCAUAUAUGGUGGCACCGAGCUAACCUUCAUUGGUGAACACCUGGAUGCUGGUAGAUCUGUUGAAAUUUCAGUUGGUAAUGCAUCAUGCCCUUUGAUUUAUCGUUCCCCAAAUGAAAUGAAAUGCAUUACUAGCCCAUCCAGAACAAAAGAAGGUGAAAUAAUUGUGAAAUUCGAUAAUAACAUUCUCAAGACAAACAACAGCUCAUACAAGUAUAUUAAAGAUGCAGAACGUGAUGAAAAUGGUUACAACACUGCACCAAAAGGUAUCCUUUCCGGAGGUGUUGAAAUUUUAAUCCGUAAUAUAACAUUCCCAAGUGGUACAUUGAUUCGCGAAUUACAAUUUCUAGUGCACAUCAACAACACAAAUAAUUAUAACAGCUCCUGUACAGUUCGAAAUGAUUCUACAGCAACUUGUCUGUCACCAUACAUUCCAGACAUGGAUAAAUCUUCUUUUAGCACACAGAAUCUUUUUGAAUUGGAAUUUUCCCUUAAACACCAGACAGCAAAAGUUCGGAUUAUUUCCAAUACCUCUAGUAAUUCUACAAAGUUCACCUUAUAUCCUGAUCCUGAAUUUUUUCACUUUUUAAACUCAUCAGUGGAUUUCAAUGACAAAACAUACAUUAUUAUUAAAGGACGCUAUAUUAACUUGGCAUGCCAAAAAUCAGACAUAAAAGUAAAAGUUGGUAAUGAUAGUUGCACUGUAAUAUCACUGUCCUCAAGUCAAGUCGUCUGCUCCCUACCAAAAUCGCAAACAAUGGAUUUUGACAGAGUUUUCAAUGAAGAAUAUGACAUCUUGACUGAACUUGAUAAUAUCACAGUACUAAUCGGCGAUCAUUUUAAACAAAUAGUCCCCAAACAGCCAGAUUCUCCUGUAGUGAAAAAUAACCCGUCUGAAAAUUACAUCCUACCUAUCAUAAUCAUUUGCAUUGCAAUAUUUGUGAUCCUAAUUAUAUCAUCUAUCAUCGUUGGUAAAAAAAUCAGAGCAAAAGCUUCACAAAAAAUAAAGGACACCCAGUUGCAAAUGGAUAAGCUCCAGUUAUGUGUUGCUUCUGAAUGUAAAGAAGCUUUUGCCGAACUUCAAACUCAAAUAAGUAUUUUCACAUCGCAAAACCAAAGCAAUGGUUUGCCAUUCCUCAACUAUCGUGGUUAUGUUACAAAAAUCUUAUUUCCAGAUAUCCAAAACCAUUCCUUUAUGUUUUAUGGAAAAGCAAUACUAAUCCAUAAAGAGCAAGGGUUGCAAUUGUUCAGCAACUUGAUUAGGAACAGAAGAUUCUUGCUGAUGUUUGUGAGAACAUUGGAAAGCAAUGAAAGUUUCUCCAUAAAGGAUCGAGUGUUUGUUGCUUCAAUGAUAAUGACAGCUUUACAAAAUGACAUGGAAUACUGCACUGAUAUCCUCAAGUCAUUAAUGGCCGAGUUGAUUCAAAAGUGCAUCCAAGGUAAAAGUCAUCCCAAACUUUUGUUCAGACGAUCCGAAAGUGUGGCUGAAAAAAUGCUUUCAGCUUGGUUUGCCUUCUUGCUAUAUGAAUUUCUGAAAGAGACUUCCGCCACACCACUUAUCAACUUGUUCAGUGCCAUAAAACAGCAAGUCUGCAAAGGCCCAGUGGAUAUGAUAACAUCGGAUGCUCGAUAUUGUUUGAGUGAAAACAAAAUGAUCAGGCAAAAAAUCAACUACUCUCCCGUGACUGUGCUUGUGAGCAUUUCUGAAAAAACUGCACCAAUCAUAAAAUUGAAAUCAGCAGUGAAGAAAGUGCAGGUCAAAGUGUUGGACUGUGACACAAUAUCCCAAGUGAAAGAAAAAAUAAUGGAUAUAAUUUAUAACACGAAUCACUGUAGCCAACGUCCAGAUCCAUCUGAAAUAUGUAUCGAGUGGUUAACUGGAAGUUCAGAUGGAAUAAUUCUGACAGAUACUGAUCAUACUUCAAAAAUCGAAGGUGAAUGGAGACAAAUAAAUACGCUCGGGCAUUACGGUGUCAUUGAUGGUAGUACAUUGAACCUAAUAUCUUUUGCAAAGACUAACUAUAGCACUUCAGAUGCACAACUUUCGGAUAUAAUGAACUUCCAAAAAGAUUUCAGUAGUCUGAAGAAGAAAAGGCUCUUAUCUGAAUCCGCAACUCCUUUGAUACAGAAUGAUGAUGCUCGCUGCAAAGAUUGGCAUCUAAUCAAGCCUAUUGAUCUAAGUAAUGGGCUAGAUGAUCACACUGAAAGCAAUCAAGUAGUUCCUGAAAUUUAUCUAACAAGGUUAUUAGUGGUGAAAAACAGUUUGCAGAGCUUUGUCAACGAUCUGUUAGCGACAAUACUGAAAAAAAAUAACCAGAAAAAAUGUUUCCCAACAGCUAUAAAAUACAUGUUUGAUUUCUUGGACGAUCAAGCCUUACAACACAGUAUCACUGAUCCCGAAGUCGUGCACGUUUGGAAAAACAACAGUUUACCGUUACGAUUCUGGGUAAAUUUGAUUAAAAAUCCAAAUUUCCUAUUCGAUAUUCAUAAAUCAGCCACCAUCGAUUCGUGUCUCAGCGUUAUUGCUCAAGUUCUAAUGGAUUCUUGCUCGACAACUGAACCUAAUUUGAACAAGGAUUCAGCAACAUCGAAACUUCUUUAUGCCAAGGAAAUACCAGUAUAUAGAAAAUGGGUCCAUAAAUAUUACUCGGAUAUAAAAAGCAUGCCUGCGAUUUCACCUCAAAGCAUGAGUGAGAUGUUAUUGAAGGAAUCUCAAACGCAUGCCGCAGAUUUUGACUCAAAUUCAUCGGUUGAUGAAUUACUCAAAUAUGCGUUUAAAUUUAAGGAGAAGUUGAUUGAUGCCUUGAAAGCUGAUAAGGUGGCACAAGAAGAUUUAUUAGCUCUCAAGUUGGAAAAAGUUUAUGAUACAAUGUCAGCUGUUGAAAAUUUUUAAUGUAAUUUUAAUGCGACAUUUUUACACGUACGUUUUUUAUACAUACCUACCUACCUAUUACCAUGAACUUUUCGUUUCUUUUUUUAUAUGCAGUAAGUACCCAUGUGGAUUUAAUUUUAUAUUUUUAUUUGUAGGUAAAUCGAAUGAAUAUUUCAUGUUCAAGUGUGUGUAGUGUAUGUAUAAGGCCACUUUUAUGUACUAUUUCAAGUAUCUACCCAAUUUUUUUUCGAUCUGAAAAUUCAUCCAUUCAUUUAUUUGUUUGAUAUGUAGGUAGGUAUCUGAUUUUCAAAUUUUUAAGAUGUUUAAAUUGAUUAAUUUCUUGAGUAGAUACCUACCUACCUCCUAUACCAGUAUUUUAUGUGUUUUCUUUUACUAUGAAAAAAUUAAAAUCCAUAUUGUAGGUUCCUAUAAAUUUUUUCCUAAUAUUAAAUUUUUUUAGGUUAUUACAAAUAAAUGUGUUAUUUUUCUUAAUAGUUUCUCAAUUUUUAAAUAGUUAGAUAGUACCUACCUACAAAAAAUACCUAUCACGUACCUUUUCCAGUUACUUACCUACUUAUUAAAUUUUUGAUACUGUUCAAAAUUGUAACAAUAAUGCUUAAUAUUAAAAUGGCCAAGGCGUUUUGAAUGUUCAAAACAGUGAUGUGUUUCAAAUUGAAAAAUGGUGUCCGAUUGAAACGUAUCAGGAAUUUCACAAAAUUUGUUGUCAAAUAAAAUCUUCAUUACAGGAAGAGUAGAAAUAUCGGGUACCACAGCAACCAACCUAACUAAAACACAGAAUAGAAUAGUUUUGUGCUUGAAAUGUAUGUUGUUAACACAACUUCAACACUAGUGUUAGGUGGGACACGUUUAGUGUUACCAAUAUCAACUUAAAGUUUCACACAAAAAACCCUACUGGGUUUUCCUUAGGUAAGUAGGGGGGACCUGAUAUUUUGAUCUUCCCUGUAAAUAAGAAAUUUUCCCCCUUUAUAAUUACCUAAUUCGACGAUUUCGAACGAGCAAUUUUUUUUUCAUCACACCAAAAAUGAAAUUACGUUUUACAUUUCGAAAAAACGGCGAAUUGACAUUUCAUUUUUUCUGAGAAUGAUUAAUCAAACCUGACUAAUACAUAUUUUUACAAUAAUAGAAUUUUUCAAUCUGAUAAACAGAAACGCACGCGUCAUUGUGAUAUUCUAUUAAGAUCGUGGGGCUACUUGUCCGAUCUAGUGUAUUUAACAGAAUUACCUAAUAAGGAAAUGAGGUGGGUUUGGAAAAAACAGGACGUUGUGAUGACGAUGAGGCAUGGAGCAAUAUUAAUCUUUUUUCAUGUGAAAAUAGCUUUGUCCUGGUAACAUUGGAGUAACACACACGUUCAUGAACUCAAGGUGAGUUGCCUAUGUCACUGGCGAAAGGAGCUUAUUCUGUAGAGGGCACCGAAUUAUUUAGGUACUUCAUUGAUUUUACACUGGAUCUAGUAUAAUCUGAGCGAGCAGAUUUCUGGAAAACGAAGUAGGGAGGUUUUAUGAUAACAAAAUAUUAAUACGUAGGUACCGAUUAGAUCAUUACAGAUUUGAGAAUUCAUUAAAAAUUGAGAAAUAUGAAUUUAUCAUCUUACGGUUCGUUCCUUCCAAUAAUAAUAGUUAAGCUAAGUAUGUACUUGUUCAACGUGAAAAUACAUCCUAAAUUUAAAUUUACCAUUCAUUUAGACAGUUACUGUUUGGAUAGAAUCAUCAAGACCUUUAUGAAACGAUCGGUACCAUAAAUGGAACGAAAAUGUUACGCCUAGCCCUAGAGAAAUUUACCAUACUGAAUUGUCCGCUUGUGAUAGUUUAUCAAAACUCAUAGAUAACAUAAAUGACUCAGCUACCUACUUUAUUUUAUUUUAUUUUUCAAGCAUAAUCUACAUUUUCUGUACAUUAUUCAUUAUUU
Messenger RNA from Planococcus citri (citrus mealybug), 8893 nucleotides. Its product is annotated as plexin-A4-like. NCBI's taxonomy places the organism in Eukaryota, Metazoa, Arthropoda, Insecta, Hemiptera, Pseudococcidae. Gene Ontology annotation, biological process: regulation of GTPase activity; regulation of cell shape; regulation of cell migration. The coding region runs from base 1487 to 6988 and encodes 1833 amino acids. The transcript has a single exon. Gene Ontology annotation, molecular function: protein binding; semaphorin receptor activity. The record is from RefSeq and is a predicted model, not a curated record. Gene Ontology annotation, cellular component: semaphorin receptor complex; plasma membrane.